Molecule: messenger RNA, 2061 nt
Organism: Symbiodinium necroappetens
Lineage: Eukaryota; Dinophyceae; Suessiales; Symbiodiniaceae
Source: the annotation of a GenBank genome assembly
AUGCUCUUAGCCCUUCCGAAUACCUACACCAAAGAACGGUGGGGAGCGAAACUCCUUGAAAUCGUGGCCGGCGAAGCUGCAGAGGUGUGCGAAGCUUUGCCACUCGAAAAGAUCACCAAGGAGGGCGGCCAUACCUUGAUUCUGGAAGCUUUGGAUGAGAGGUAUAAGGAACUUCAGAAAGAGGCGCUGCAUAACCACUUGCAGGAGUACUUCUACGGCAUGCAGAUCAGGCCGGGCGAAACCUAUCGCAAUCUGGAGGUUCGGCUACAGACUGCGUACAGACGGCUGCAAGAGCAUGCUAUUGAGUUACCUUCGGAAGUUCGUGGCUGGUUCUUGAUGAGGAAGCUUCAGCUGGAUGCAUCAGCAGAAGCUUUGAUCAUGACCCAUACAAAGGGGUCACUCAAGCAUGAGGAGGUCACCCGUGCUGUGCAAGCGAUCUUUCCACAGGGCGUUGCCAAGAAUGUUCAUGGGAAGACCAAGGAGGUCUUCGAAGCCGAUGACCACGGUGGAACCGUGGAUGCCGAGGAGACUGCAGAGGACGUUUUCCAGGCGGUGGCAGACCAAGUGCAGUCUGCAGAUGAGUAUGAUGAUGAAGAUGCCUUAGAUGUGUUCGAGACCUACAAGGAGGUGCGAAAACGUGUUCAGCAGAAGAAGCUUGGCAGGGGCUACAAGAACGACGAGAGCAACCAGUGGAAGUUGUCAGGCACGGUUCGUGGAAAAGUGGAAUUGCUGAAGAGCAAGACCAAGUGUCAUUUGUGCCAUGAACGUGGACACUGGAAAAGGGAAUGCCCUCGACGUGGCCAAGGCGGCUCAGGGCGGCAGACUCGUGCCAGUGGUUCCAAGGAGGCAAUGGUGGCAGACGACGGCGUUGACGGGUACAAGGACAUCGAGUAUGAGCACUUCCUUGACGUGGAUGAGAUCGGCAAGUUUGAGAUAUUUCUUGCAGAAAGAGGCGAUCAGGUGGAAGUGGUUUUGGCGAGCCAACAAGAAGCGAUGUGUGAAACCGGUGAAGUGAGCGGGGACUUUGAGAGUAGUUUGACCGAGUUUUUGAACCAUUCGGGAGCCGAGGACAUGCGUGCCGAUGAGGUAUACAUGUCUGAGUGCAAGCAGCUGGCGAUCAAGGCAGCAGUUUUGCCAGGCAAGUACAGGGUCCGGGUGAAACUUCGUGAGACAGAGCGCGGACACUAUGCACUUCCGUUGUUCGAGGGCAUGCAGCAGUGCAGAGCAGAACUGCAGGAGGUGCCGAAUGUGCCCAGAGUUCUGCCUACGAGCAUGAGCUACACGGGCCAAGCCAUGAGCGACACCCCGAUGAUGGGCCACGGCCAGAGUCAGCUCAUCAUGGAGCUGAUGGACGAAGUGGCGAAUCAAGCUGCAGCGUCGGACGGGCAGCUCACGGACGUGAGUGCCAAAAUUCUGGACGAGGCAGCCGAUCUCAGCGAAGACGAGCUCGACGCAACAGUGCCAGGCAUCGAUGGCUCGCUGGGACAAAGGAUCUUCAACAUCGGGAAGUUUCAGAAAUCAGGCCAGCUCAUGACAUUCAAGGUGGCAUACGAGCAGGACAAGAAAUAUGUGGCGUGGGUGAGAAAGUUCAUCAAAGGCAAGAAUCCAGAUCCCACGAAGACCAACCACCCGACAAUGUCUCAGUUCAGGCUGUACAUCGCUCUUCGGGAUCAGCGGAAGUCUCUUCGCCUGCAGAUGAAUCCAGAGCUCAGCGUGCAACCACAAGGACCGUCACCUUCGAUGAUGAACGCUCGCCCAAAGGUAAGGGCAGCCACGGGGCAGCAGCAGCCCAAGGCAAGAGCUACCAUGGGGACUCAGCGCAGGGCUCCGAUGACCUCCGGCGCCAUGAGUGCUGCAUCGUCGGCGCGGAUGCUGCAUCCACCAGCGACGGCCUCUCAGUCAUCAGGAACAUGGGAGGAUCAAUGGGUGGUGGCGACAGAGCCCGAGGCGGAGACAGCGACAGAGACAGUCCAAGAGCGUCGUCGCAGGGCCAUCCGCGAGCAGAUCGAGCUUCUGACGUUUCAGUUGGAGGCGAUGCAGGAGGAAGCAGAGGACCUGUGA